Molecule: messenger RNA, 4032 nt
Organism: Microcebus murinus (gray mouse lemur)
Lineage: Eukaryota; Metazoa; Chordata; Mammalia; Primates; Cheirogaleidae
Gene: PTX4
Product: pentraxin 4
Source: RefSeq, a predicted model, not a curated record
GACUGCUCGAGGUCAGGAGUUCGAGACCAGCCUGAGCAAGAGCGAGACCCCCCCCCCACUAAAAAUAGAUUAGGAGAAAGAGAGGGGACUGCCUCUCCAGCACCCAUGGCAACUCCAUCCCUCCUUCCCCGCUAUUGUCCUGAAGCCCGACAUCGGUAACUUCCCAGCGAAGGGUGCAGGGAAGAUCACUUCUGAAGCCUUUGCUUGUCUGAAAGUGUCCUUGGAUGCCAUUGUAGGGCACACCUCACAAUUGUCUUAGCACCACAGACUUGGUGGCUUAAAACACCAGAAGUUUAUCCUAUCACGCCCCUGGAGGCCUGAGGUCUGACAGCCUGACAGCAAGCAUCACCCUCCCUCUGGGGCUCGAGGGAAGCCUCCUCCUUUGUCUCUUCCAGUUCCUGGGGCUCCAGGAGUUCCCCAAGGUAGCAUCACUCCAAACUCUACCUCUGUGUCCACACGGCCCUCUCCUCUGCGUCUCCUCCUCUGUGUCUUGUAAGGACACUUGUCAUUGGAUUUAGGGCCCACCUGGAUAAUCCAGGAUGACCUCAUCUCAAAAUCCUCAAUUACACCUGCAAAGCCCCUUUUUCCAGGUGACCCGUUUGUCACAGGUACCCGGGUUAGGACUUAGAUGUAUGUUUUUGGGUGGCAUCAUUCGACCCGAUAAAAAAACCUGUGCCCAAAAAUGAAUAAAUUAAGGUGGCUCCCAAUCACAUGUCCAUUGCCUUACAGAGAGAGAGCACGCGCAUGCACUCCUCGCAGGAUGCGGCCGUGCAGGCCUGGAUGCUGGAUGCCAGGGCGGACCUGGCUCUGACCUCCCAGCCCCAGUCGGGUCGCCUGUCCUGCUCCAGCUUCUGGAGAACAUGAGUCCGUGUGCUGCUGUUAAAGCCAUAACCUCCUCCCUGCCUCUGAGCCAACCAGACAAGGGCUUGCACCCUGUAGAACGAUUCUCCAAAGAUGAUGUUUGCAUCUGUUUUAGACUUGUCUCCUUGGGAACCUCCGAUUCUCAGAGCCUGUGGCUUGAAGGCAGAUGCCUCUCAUCGAGGUGGCAGGAAGCACCUGACAUCCAGCCAGGGCCCAGGAAGGAAAAUCGCUCGGCCGGAGAGCUGGGAGAAGCGUAGGCCGAGACGGACUCCACUCCUUCUGCUGUGUCCAGGCGAGAGACAGCAGGAGCCUCAGGAUGGGUUGCCCGGGGAGGAAGACCCUGUCUUUCUUCCUUAUUUUUGUGCCUGUUUGUCUACAUGGGGCUUUAUCGCAGGAAGCCGGCCCAGCAGGGCCGAGGAAGCCAUUUUUUGAGAGGCUGCGUAGACUAGAAGAGCAGUUUCGGAGAUUCCAGGAGGUGACCUUGACCCACCUGCGGGGCAUCGCCAGCAACUACAACGUUUCCUAUAAUGUGGACGUCCGGUUCCGGAGCCUGGCGGAAGAGAGCCAGGCCGUGGCCUUGGCGGUCAACCAGUCGCAGGCUGCCGUGCAGGGGGACCUGGCCCACCUCAGGGCCCGGAUGCGGAAGAUGGAGCGCAAGAGCCGGAAGGCGGACUCGAGGCUGCGGGCCUUGGACCUGGCCCUGGGCGAGAAGAGUGAGCCGCGGGCCCGGGAGAGGAAGGUGCAGAAGGACGCGGCCGCGGGACUGGCCGGGGACGUGCAGGCCCUGCAGGACACGCUGGCUCGCCUCUCGGACCUCGUCCACCGCCAGGGGGCCCGGCUGGCUGCUCUCGAGGGGCGGCUGCACAUGGCCACCCUUGGCGCCGUGGCCCCCGCACCCGUCCCAGGCCCAGGCCUAGCGCAGCCAGAUCGGCCCCGCCUGGGCUCCCCGAAGCUGCAGCGGGGCAGGCAGGCGCUGGGAGCCGCACCUGAGCCUGGGAGCGCCGCCCAGGACUCUGCCCAGGGCACGCGGGGGCGCCCAGCCUCAGGCGGCCACCAGACACUGAAUGGGGCGGCCACAGCCCCGCCGGCGCGGACCCCCGAGAGGCCAGGAGAGACGUGCCCCGCAGGCCCUGUGCUCGUUUUCCCCAACGCCUCCACCGAGAACGUGGUUCCCCUCGGCCCUGGCUUCCCCACGGCCCUGCGAGCCCUGUCCUUCUGCAGCUGGGUCCGGACAGCCUCCGGCCGCCUGGGCACCCUCCUGUCCUACACCACGGAAGACAACGACAACAAGCUGGUGCUGCACGGCCGAGACUCUCUCGCGCCCGGCUCCAUCCACUUUGUGAUCGGAGACCCGGCCUUCAGGGAGCUGCCCCUGCAGCUGCUGCUGGACGGCCGGUGGCACCACGUCUGCGUCCUCUGGACGUCCGUGCAGGGCAGGUACUGGCUGCACGUGGACCGCAGGCUCGUGGCUGCCGGCUCCCACUUCAGGGAGGGCUACGAGAUCCCCCCUGGAGGGUCCCUUGUGCUGGGCCAGGAGCAGGACAGCGUGGGGGGCGGAUUCGACAGCUCCGAGGCCUUCGUGGGCAGCGUGUCUGGUGUGGCCAUCUGGGACCGGGCGCUGGUCCCUGGGGAGGUCGCAAGCCUUGCCGCUGGGAGAGAGCUCCCCACAGGCGCCAUCCUGACACUGGCCAACGCCACGAGGGUAGGCGGAUUCGUGCAGAGGGCCAACUGCACCUGCCUGGAGCUCUGUCCGUGAGGCCGUACCAGCCAGGGAGAGGAUGGUGCCCCCCCACACUUGGCCACCCCAGGACCAGCACUUCCCACAAAGGCCCCCACCGCCCGCCAUGGCUCUGCACACCUGUGCCCUAACAUGGGGGGAGGGGAGGCAGCAAGGAAAUAGCCAGCCGGAGGCCGAGGCCCAGAGUCACCUUCGGGCCACAAGGUGGCCUCCUUCCCAUCACUGUGGCGGGUGUCCUUCCUGCUGCUCCUUCAGAGCAUCUGCUGCCUUGUCCUGUGUGGCUCGAUGGCAUUCCAUCACGGCCCCGCCCAGCCAGACGAGAGCGCUAGGCUCCGACGGGCCUGUCCUCUGAGCAUGUCUGCAGCUGUUAUUCUGGUUGAUUAAAAGCUAGCUCCCUGGGACUGUCCGUUUUCCUUGAAACUGCACAGGUGGCAUUUCAGCCAUCACUCCCUUUUCUCAAGGUGAUCGCUGUUCCAACAGCUCUCGGGAGAAAGGCUGCCAGUCUGUUUCCUGGCCCUCAAAGCUACAGCACACGGCCCCAUCCCACCCCGUGCCUCCCCGGGAGCCCUGGGGGCCCCAAAGUCAAGCGGCCACGUCCUGUCCUGUUGUCCUGGGGUGGCUGGGGAGGCGACGGGGGUGGAGGGUCCACGCAGGGGCAAGCGGCUCAAAGGAAACACUGGAGGCAGACUGGCAGUGCUUCCAAAACAGCUGCAUCGAGGUACAAAUUACAUAUUAUAAAUUUCACCCGUCUGAAGUGUACAGUUCAAAGAUUUGUAGUCAAUUUACCAAGUUGUGCAGCCAUCAGCACAAUCUGGCUUUAGGACAUUUCUGUCGCCACCCCCAAAACUUGUGCUCUUGGCACUCGCUCCCGUCCCACCAGGAGUCCCACCCCUGUCGGCCACGGACCUGCUGUCUCUGUGGAUCUGCCUGCUCCAUACACAUGGAGUCACGUGGCACUCGGAUCUCGUGGCCGACUUCUCUCGCUGAGCAGCAUGUUUUCCUUUUUAUGGCUAAAUGAUACUCCAUGGUAUGGACAGACCGUGUUUUAUUUAGACAUUCAUCUGCUGGCGGACAUCUGGAUCAUUUCCAGUUUUGGGUUCCUGGGAAUAAAGCUUCUGCGAGCAUCUCAUACACGCCUCUGUGUGGGUGGGAACCUAGGAGCAGAGCUGCUGGCUGGACGGUAGUCACGUCUCGACUUUGAAAGACACUGCGACCCUGUUUUCCACAAUAGCUGCAUCAAGCUCACAUGCCCACCAGCAAUACAUGAAGGUUCCCGUUUCUCAAUAUCCUGCCAACCCUUGGUAUUGUCUUUUCAACAACCCUUUUUUUCCGAAUUGUGGCAGGUUGAAAAAAAAAACAUGCAUUCACAAUCAGAACAGACAUGUUUUACUUUAUUUAAGUUUCUGUGUGGGCCUGGCGUGCGUGGUGGCUCA